AUGUGGUUGGUGAUUUGGUGCUGUUUACUCGGCCUAACUUUCGCUCAGUACUACGAUCCGACAACACGAGACUACACUGAAAUUUGCAUUGAUUUCGCCGAAAUUGCUCAGGAAAAGUAUUGUCAGGUGAGUGACUCUGAAUGUUUUUUGAGAUAA
Messenger RNA from Anisakis simplex (herring worm), 156 nucleotides. The record is from the annotation of a GenBank genome assembly. NCBI's taxonomy places the organism in Eukaryota, Metazoa, Nematoda, Chromadorea, Rhabditida, Anisakidae.